Molecule: messenger RNA, 345 nt
Organism: Ilex paraguariensis (yerba mate)
Lineage: Eukaryota; Viridiplantae; Streptophyta; Magnoliopsida; Aquifoliales; Aquifoliaceae
Source: the annotation of a GenBank genome assembly
AUGGAUGCUCGAAGGGGUAUCAAAAUGUUUUCUAAAGUUGAAGUUCCGAUUUUGGGGGUCAUAGAGAACAUGAGCUACUUUAGAUGUCCCCACUGCAGUGAGCCUUCGUUUAUUUUUGGAAAAGGAGGAGCUCGUAGAACAGCUGAGGAAAUGGGCAUGGCAUUUAUUGGUGAGAUACCACUGGAGGGGGAGAUCCGAAGUGGUUCUGAUGAAGGUGUCCCUAUAGUGGUAUCAAAGCCUGAUUGUGCUGUCUCAAUAGCAUACACUGAUGUCGCUCAAAAAGUUGUGCGCAGACUUGAAGAAUUGGCCAAAGAGCAACAACUCCGACCACAGAUAACUCUGUGA